This is a messenger RNA of Onychomys torridus (southern grasshopper mouse), 3191 nucleotides long. It is a transcript of the gene Cdhr4, whose product is annotated as cadherin related family member 4. Gene Ontology annotation, molecular function: cadherin binding; calcium ion binding. The record is from RefSeq and is a predicted model, not a curated record. The coding region runs from base 812 to 3052 and encodes 746 amino acids. Gene Ontology annotation, biological process: homophilic cell-cell adhesion. Gene Ontology annotation, cellular component: plasma membrane; catenin complex. Lineage: Eukaryota; Metazoa; Chordata; Mammalia; Rodentia; Cricetidae. The transcript is spliced from 19 exons.
UUCCCAGCGGAGCUGGCUCAGGAAGCUGUCAAGCCGAGCGCUGUGCAUGUUAGCGCUGCUGCUGUAGCCCCCUCCAGGCUGUCCGGCUGGAUCACCCGCGGAAGCAACGCCGAGUGGGCCAGCUCGGCCCGCCAGCGGCGUCCUCACCCUCGCCUUCCUUCCAGGCUCCUCGCUCUCGGUAGCUCCCGCCGCUGCCGCCCCAACAUCUGGCAGCCGCGCCCCGCCCCGCCUCCCGCGCCCCAGCCAAUGGAGGCGGGGCGGGCUGGAGAUGUCCUACCCUUUGGAGCCCCGCCCUCCAGCCCCGCACUGCUGAGGAGACCGGCUGGAGCACCCCGGGAGACACUAAGGGCAGUUCAGGACCCCCUGGUGUCUCCAAAGGUUUGGCUGACCCUGCGUGACGCAGGACAGACGCGACCUCCUCCCGCCCCCGCGCGUUCGUCCAGGGGUCUCAGCUUUCCAAUUUGUUCCCUGGUGAAAUAGCGGUCUCCAGUACUGGGGCCCCCGAAGCGACGCCCGCGUGUGGGCACUGCGCGCGAUCGUCGGAUCUGACGAGAUGUGGCCCACUCGGGGUCUGUCAAGGCUGGCCUUGACAAUCCUUGAUAAUGAUAGGACUGAGAUUCCGCGCGGUGACUACUCUGCGAAGAGCCUUGAGACAGGCAGUAAGGGAAGGGCCACGGCUAAAUCGCCUCCGGCAUCCCUCUAGGCCGGUCUGAGCCGAGUCCUCCACAGCUUGCCCUGGUCCAUAGAUAUCUCUGAGAGCCAAGGCCCUGGCACCACCCUUCAGUCUUUUUCCUUCAACUGCUCCUCCUACAUGCCCACCCUGGAGUUACUCAGUGUGAGACCCCCCACCAGCUUCUUCAACAACCCCAGCCUGCACAGGCAUAAGGGGGUCUAUGUGGGAAAGGUGACCUUGAGUAGCUCUGCUCGGCUGGAUGCUCUCGCAGUGAACCGCUAUGAACUUCAGCUGCAGUACAAAUGUGGCAAUUUUGUGGUAGCCGGACCACUCUUUGUUCAUGUGCAGAGGGACCCCGGUCGUUUCCGGUGUGCCGGUCCAUUUGCCAGCCCAGCUGGAGAAUUCAUCUACGUGCCAGAGACAGUCACCCCUGGGGCCCUGCUGUACACUCUGCUGCUGCCAGGCCUAGGAGCCCAGAGAGCCCAGAUGAACAUCACCAGUGCCCAAGACCCUCCGCUCUUCCCCGGGCCUUUCUCCAUAGACGAGCAGGGAUUGCUGCGAGCACCAUCCCAGGGCCUCAGAGGGCAGGCUUUCAAGACCUUCCAGCUGCAGAUUUUAGUGUCUUUAGGAAAAGGCCAAAGCUGCAAAGGGAUGCUGACAGUGAAGGUUUUGCCUGCACCCUCCAGCCAAGUCUCCUUCCCACAGAAAGCCCAGAGUAUCACCAUCCCAGAGGAUCUGGUCCCUGGGAGUAAGGUGAUUCAGGUCCAGGCUAGGGGAUUCAAUUUACUCUAUGAAAUCAUCUCCCCAUUACCCAGUCAACUCUACUCCAUUGGACAAGCUGACGGGGUAGUGAGGACCACCGCGCCCCUGGAUUUGGCUGGCGCUCAGGGUGCAGCAGUCACGAAACUGCAGGUGAGGGCCUUUGAGAAGCUCCGGCCUUGGGCCAGUGCCGAGUUCGAUCUCACGGUUAACGUGCGAGCAGUCAACCAGUGGCCCCCACGCUGCCAUCCAGCGCUACUGGUGACUCAAGUCCCAGAGACUACACCGGUGGGCACGGUACUGAGCAAGAUCACUUGCGUUGACCCAGACUCUGCUGGCGGCCCCCUCGACUUCCAGCUGCAGUUCCACAACCCUCCCGACUCUGCCAGCCUCCAUCUUCGUGACAGAGUCCUUGAGGUGAAUACUACACUGGAUUGUGACACUCUUGGGGCUUGCUUCCAGCAUGCAGCAUCCAUCUUGGUGUUGGAUGAUGGCCAGCCCCAGAUGACCACUGAGGUUCCAGUACUGGUGAUGGUAACACCCGUCAAUGAGUUCUCCCCAGCCUGUGUCCCACGAACGUUCCGGGUUCGGGAGGAUGCAGGGCCCCACACUCUGCUGGGCUCCAUGGUGGGCACGGAUAUGGAUUACCCUCAUAACAGCCUUGAGUACUACAUCUCUGGUGGACCCUCCACCUUUGCUGUGGAUCGUCUCAGUGGAGAGCUUCGCCUCCUGGGGCCUCUGGACUAUGAGCAGCAAAGGUGGUACAAGAUCAUUAUUCUCCUGAUUGAUCACAGCCAGGACUGUGACCUCAACCACCACCGCUCAGGUUCAUGUACUGUUACCAUUGAGGUUGAGGAUGUGAAUGACCAUGCCCCCGAGUGUGAGCCUCCAUUUCAGGAACUCACCAUCUACACUCCCCUGGGUCGAAGCAUGGAGGUGACCAAGGUGUCAUGCUGGAUCCCUGAGGAGCCACAGCGCUCGGCCCUCUCCCAUAGCAUCGUGGGAGGGAAUAGCCAGAGCCGAUUUAGACUGCAAGGGACCGUCCUGAUGCACAAUGACACUGUACUGGGGCCUCCAUGGCCAGAGCAGCCCUGCACCUAUGAGCUAUUGAUCCAUGUUGCUGAUGUGGGCCCUUCCACCCCCCACCUCAGCACCACAACCACCAUCAUUGUGCAUCUAGUUCCUUGGAGGGCCAGCACGGUGGCCACCAGCACCCACAGAAGCACAGUGUCCUCAACAAUGACACCCCUGAUUGUGACAGAGGUAGAGGCGUUCUGGAAGCCAGAGCCUUGGUUUGUGGUGGUGCUGACAGCGACUGGCGUAGUUCUCCUCCUGGCUCUGGGCUGGCUCCUCAGCAGGGUCCUCCGGGGGUUUGCCCAGUUACUACAGGCACCGAGCAAACCAGCCAGAGCUCUGCUGCUGAACAGCAUCCCAGGAAAUGAAGGACCCGUUGAGAAACUCAUGGAGGCACCAAGAAUGGAGAUGUCCCAGCAUUUUGAUGGCAGAGCCCACGAUGUCCCCAACUUCCAUCGAACACCAAUAGGGGGCCAGAUGACUCGGACCCGGUCUUGUCCCAUCUCCCAGCAGGAGGGAGACGCUGUUGCCGGGAGAGCUCCCUAGAUAGUCCAGUUUCACCAGUAAAAUUGUAGCAGAGUGAUCUGACAUUGGCGGCUGGAGGGGAACUGGUGUCCACUGGCUUUCUGUUCACUUGCGUUGAACCUCAGGGUUCUUUGUUGAGAAGGGAAGGAGGUGAUGAACU